Molecule: messenger RNA, 6840 nt
Organism: Xiphias gladius (swordfish)
Lineage: Eukaryota; Metazoa; Chordata; Actinopteri; Istiophoriformes; Xiphiidae
Product: probable ribonuclease ZC3H12C
Exons: 7
Coding region: 568-3492 (974 amino acids)
Cellular component (GO): cytoplasmic ribonucleoprotein granule; nucleus
Molecular function (GO): RNA endonuclease activity; metal ion binding; mRNA binding
Source: RefSeq, a predicted model, not a curated record
UCUCUUCGCCUCAUUGUAAGGUCGCCACGUUCUGAUUGGAGGAAAAGCAGCCACUCUAAACGAGGGAAUGGCAGACAUUGUUGGUCCAUCUGUUCUGCCACUCAUUGUCCAACUUGCCUGCUUCUGUAGGGAAAAAAAUCCAGCUCUGGAGGACACUCAGACACGGAGGACAGAGGCGUUUGGCUGGAGUUGGAUGCUCUGUGCUUUACCUGCAGCUAAGACAAAUACUGGGAUUGGAUGUAGCUGCUGUGGGAACUUUGGGACUUGUUUUUUCUCAGUUUCACCUACAGUGUUUCUUGUCUGGUCUUCAAGGAUUUAAAUAUGCGGACAUGAGCUAAUGAACUUCCCUGUCUUCAUUUUUUGUUGAUCUUUUAAGGCCUGUGAUACUAGGAGCACUGAGAUGAUGCAAAGAACUACAAGAGCUACAUCAGUGUUACCUGCAUGACAGGUUGCUGCUUCCCGACCUGCCUGGUUGGGCCUGUGCAGGGCUGCAGCAUCGCACCAAUGAGUCGAGCUUUGUGAGAGGGCAGCAGUCAGCCCGGUGUGCUGGAUGUCUGUGACAGAUCCAUGGGUCAGAAGGACCAUGUGGAGGCAGGAGCAGGCCACAUCUUCGACCUGGGGCUGGAUUUGGAGUAUCUCCACGUAGCGGGGGCUGACCGGCAGGCUGGCGGUGCUGACGGGCCCCCUGCUAUGGAGGAGCAGGGGGAGAGCUCCGGUAACAGCAGCACCGCCAAUUCCCCUCCACCGCCUACGGUGGAGGAAAAUGCUGGACCUGACACAGAGUGCAAGCCGGCGCCGUCUACCGGCUCCACCCUCACUGCCGGCCCUGACGCGGAUGGAGGAGAGGGAGGGUCAACUCACAGUAAGAACACCCACCAGCCUCUUUGUCGGACCCAGUGUGUGGACUUGGGCACUGAGGGGCCUCCUGAGCCCCCAUCUGAACUCCUAUCAGAGCUUGAACAUGACACUCCUGCCCAGUCCCCACCCAGCUCCCCGUGUAAAAACCCACUCGAGCCUGUGGCCAAUCCCUCCAAAUCAGAGCCAGCAUCUGAGGCUGGUGGGAAGGAGUACCAGGCUAAGCUGGAGUUUGCCCUGAAGCUGGGCUACUCUGAGGAGACGGUGCGACUGGUGCUGUCCAAGCUGGGCCCUGACACCCUCAUCAACGACAUACUGGGAGAGCUGGUCAAACUGGGCACUAAGUCGGACAGCGAGCAGCCGGCUGGAUCAUUAGCCUCUACAUCAUCUUCUUCGUCCUCCUCUUCGUCUUGUGGUUGCUCUGAUUUGCUGGAUGGCGUGAGGUCGGACUCGCCCUGUCCUUCAGACUCUCUGGGUGACCAGGACAACCUGCGGCCGAUUGUGGUGGAUGGAAGUAAUGUAGCCAUGAGUCAUGGCAACAAGGAAGUGUUUUCGUGCCAGGGCAUCCAGCUGGCUGUAGAUUGGUUCCUAGAGCGCGGCCAUCAUGACAUCACGGUGUUUGUGCCUGCAUGGAGGAAAGAGCAGUCCCGCCCUGAUGCCCCUAUCACGGAUCAGGAGAUCUUGCGUCGCCUAGAGAAGGAAAAGAUCCUGGUGUUCACUCCGUCACGGCGUGUCCAAGGUCGGCGUGUGGUCUGCUAUGACGACCGCUUCAUUGUCAAGCUGGCUUAUGAGUCAGACGGCAUCAUAGUCUCCAAUGACAACUACCGAGACCUGGCUAAUGAGAAGCCUGAGUGGAAGAAGUUCAUCGAUGAGCGGCUGCUCAUGUAUUCCUUUGUCAAUGACAAAUUCAUGCCCCCAGAUGACCCUCUCGGUCGUCAUGGUCCCAGCUUAGACAACUUCCUGAGGAAAAGACCUGUCAUGCCUGAGCAGAAGAAACAGCCUUGCCCAUACGGAAAGAAGUGCACUUACGGCCACAAGUGUAAGUACUACCACCCAGAAAGAGGUGCUCAGCCUCAGCGUGCUGUGGCCGAUGAGCUGCGAGCCAGUGCCAAGAUCUGUGUCACCACAAAGAACCAGGGAGACACUGGGCUGGUGAAAAGCCACAGUGUUCCAGCUGGCAGCAUUGAGGCAAAAAAAGGUGCCCCGAAAAGGCAGUCAGACCCCAGCAUCCGAGCUCUCUCAUACAGUGAUGCCGAGGAGAAGCUUCUGGCUAAAGGGAGGGUGGAAAGCCAGAAGAGCAGUUUGUGUGGUGGUAACAGUGGCAGUAGCAGUUCUAGCAGCAGCAGUAGUUGCAGUGGGAGUAUCACCAUGUCCCCAGCCCCAGGAGGCCCUCCAUCCGGCCUUAGCCUCCCCCAGGACCAACAGUCCAGAGCAGCCACUCCUCACGGUCACUUACCAACCCCAGGCCAUGACCUUUACCCUCACUGUGAGUCCCCAGACCUGAGCUACUACUCAGUAACGCGUGCCUACUCUGGCCUGAGCCUGUCCUCCAGACGGAGCCCGGACUGUCGCUUCCCCAAUGACACAGACCUGCGUUUAGGCUCGAUGGGCUCAGCAGGCUCCGAAUGCGGCAGCGAAAGCAGUGCGAGUUGUGGUAGCAACUGUGACUCGUACAGUGAGAGGCCUUGUCCUGGAUGCCCCCCAGACACCCUCCUGGAAGAGAACAUCCACUUCCCUAAUCCCCACAGCCGGCUGUAUCCCCAUCAUGCUGCAUCAAACCAUGAACUUUGUGGCCUUCAUCCUGCAGAUUACACAAAUAUCCAACAAAGCCACACGUCUAAUUCUGGCGUUCACGGUUACCACCUGAGUGUGGCACGCGUGCAGAGCUGUGCUCAUGAUCAGCCUCCACCGGAGGCUCCCCCGAAGCGCCCUCUCUACCCCUUACCCCCUCAUCUGCAGCACCAGCCACUGGCUGCACGCUCCAGCUGCCCAGGCGACUACCACUCUCUGCCCCAGACUAACCCUCUUCCCCCUGGCUCUCCUCUUGGACGCUGCCUUGCCCCCACACGAGCGGAGAGUGUGUCGGACUCACAUCUGUAUGAACACCUCUCUACAUCCCACCAUCACCACCGACCCAAAGCUUUGCCCAGCUGGGACACAUACUACAGACAGCCGCCAUUGCCGCUGUCCCGGUAUGAGCCGUCUGCCUAUCAGAGUCUGCCCGACACACGCCAGUCAUCCUGGCACACCCCUCCCUGGACACAGGAUGGCUACGCCCAGCAUCACUCCUCUUACCCAGCUCUCCACCCGUCCCCGACACAUUACCUAAACCACCCACCACCUCCAGCCCACUCUCCUCACCCGCCUCACCCGUCCAGCGCCCCUCUCCCGCCUUACCCACCCCACAGCGCUCACCUGUCGGUGCCCUCUCACGCCACUCCCUCCUACAUGCCGCAGCACUCGGAAUCCCCUGCGCACAGCCGCUAUGGGGACGUAAGGGAGAAAGUGUACGUCAACCUGUGUAACAUCUUUCCCCCAGAGCUGGUGAGCCGGGUGAUGGCCAGGAGCCCCCACAUCACAGACCCCCAACAGCUGGCAGCCGCCAUCCUGGCAGAGAAGGCCCAAACAGGCUACUAAAGAAUGAAGGAAAAUGUAAUCUCCCAUUAGGAAACAAUAGCAGUUCAGUAUUCUGUAUAGAGAUGGGAAACCCCAAACUAAAUGGUUAGUAUCAGAAGACACUUGAAAAUAUGUUGCGUUUGCAUGGUGGAAUACUGGAAUGCUUUUGGAUUGUCUGCAAGGAGAGCAUUUUCUUUUCUUAUGACAUUAGUGAGACAACUCAGAAUUUAAGCAUAUAAAAUGUGGACGAUAAUCCAAAUUCAGCUCCAUUCACUGCGCAGCGGCAACUAAAUCAACUCAACUUUAAGAACUGUGGAGAGAGGGAGUCAAAAUCUGUGGCUUUGACACAAAGUGCGACUUGAGGAGAUUGUUGUACACCCCUUCUCUGUUUUUUUUAAAUUUAUUUAGUAGUUUAUUCUGUGUCUUUCACAUGCAGGACAUGUUAUGCAUCAAAAUGUAAAGGCACUUUUUUUUUUUUACUUUUUUUUUUUUUCUUUAAAUUUUACAGCCCAAUAAUAACCUAAAGAGUUGGUUUCAGAUACAUCCGAUGUGACUGAUAUGAAGAAUUAUUUAAUCAUUUCCUCCACCUUUAAGACCAGAUUCUGAUUUUUAGGGAAUAUGCACACACAUCAUGUGCACUGUACACUGUACCCUCAGACCUGAGCCAAACAGUGUUUGAAAAUACUUUUUUCUUGCAUGUGUGUAGCGCCAGAUGGAUGGGAUUUUCUACUUUCAAACUAUAAAGAAGUGUCAGUCACAGAUAAGUAUUCAAACUUAAUUUCUGAUAAAUUUCCUGUGAUUUUCUUAAUUUGAUAGGCGGCAAAUCCCUAUCUGGUACUCCUAUUAUCACAUGACUGUUUGAAACUACUAUUUGACCAAGGUCUGUGUCUUAUAUUAAUCUCUGUGUGUGUGUUGUGUGGCCGUUGUGUGGGGUUUUUCCCUUGUUGGUUAAAAAUAGGUGUCUGAAAGAUGGUCGUCUUAUUUGAGAUGACGUCAGUAUUUUGGUUAGAGUUGUAGCUGUAGAGAUGGGUGACCCUGUCGUGUGUACCUUAGUUUUAGUAAGGGACAUCUCUCUCUCUAUCUUUCUCUAACUCUCUCUCUCUCUCUCUCUGGCCCUUUAUUUUGGGUCAACUCUGGUUUCUGCUACAGACAAAGAACAUCUCGACAUCAGUAAACGAAACUUGUAUGUAUUGUAAAUAUAUUUAACAGAUUCCCCUGCUGUGCUUUCGGGUGACAGCGUCAACUGUUGUCGGUAGCAGAUCCCAGCUGAAUCCAUGCUAGACAGAGAAAAACCUUGUUUGAUACAAAUUGUAUCAUUAACUAAGUCGCUGAUGUUAUAUACAGUACAUGGACUUGUUGAUCCGUAUUUAUCAAACACUCUUGAUGUAUUGCUAUAUGAUGAAGUGCAUUGACAACAGAUGUUCCAACUUUUAAUCUUGUGGAAAUAGCUUUGAGACAAUUACUUCAAAUAUGUUAUGAAACAAAAGGAGUUGUCUGCCUACUAUGUUUAGGUAUCACAACUUCUUUACCUGCGCUUUUGGGUUUGAAGCUGGCUUAUUUUCUACAGGAGCUCCGAUUAAAUCACAUGUGAGAAAUGUUUUGGUUUACUAGUUGACAGACAUAACUGUCCAUUUGAGAACGAAAGUGAAUUAAUCUGUUUUUUCACUGUGGUUGAGGUUGGGGUCAGUUCAUUUUAAAGCUUCUUUUAGCCUCUUUAUUAAGUCAGGAAGUGGAUAAGUAACAUUAAACUUUAUGCUUGAAGUAAUAGAGAAUUUAGUUAUUAUCAUUAACCAUUCUAUUAUUUCUACAAAUCAUAAAUUGAGUGGACAGACCCCAACCAUGUGUAAUAGGUUAAAUUUUAUAUUUGGGUCAGUCCUGUAUCCCAUGGCGGCCAUUUUGGAAUAUCUGUAACACUCUACCGAAGCUCAACCUGGAGUAUUUUUCCAAACAUAUAAAGCUAUUUAUUUUGCCCGAGGUCUUUAGAUAGAACCGUAAAUCAUCCAGUCAGUAAAGACAGCUUGAAUAACAACAAUAAAUGCUGAACCACAAGUUUAGCUAACUACCCUGCUAUUUGAUAUUUUAGGGGGGGGUUAUUUGGCAACAGUGCAUUACAUGGUGGUAGCCUGAAAGAAUGACAUGUAAACAACAAAACUACUGUGGCUACCAGAGCACUUACUAAACUUAUGCUAACAUUUCGUUGUAUUAUUCACACCUGACUAUAGCCUAGUGUGUGUCAGUAUAAACCAAAAAGGAAAUUCUGCCAUACAUUGCCCUUCUAUUAGUAGGACAUUAAAUGUUUUGAAUGCAGCAUUAGCCUGUCCAUGGCUAGAUUGCUGUUUUUAGCCCUGGAUAUGUUUCUAGAUUAAAAUGUUAAUUUACUCUAAUCAGUCUGAUUAAGUAAAACUAAUUACAAGAAUUCAAUCAAUAAUUAAUGUUUGUCAGGUUUUGAAGAGUUAACUGCAGGGAAUGGCAUAGUUAUACUUGACCAGGUAGAGCCCACCAACAGUGUCAACCAAGUUAAAAUGGCCGCCAAGGAAUCAAAAGUCUACACAGUGAGCUCAUCACACAGUUCAUCACAAGCCAGCUACAUUUAGCCCACUGGUUUCUUUCCUGUCCAACGUGUCACAUUGUACAAAUAAUAAAUAACUGUACAAUAACACGUGCUGUUGAUAAGAGAGAACCUUUGUGUGUAUUGAAGAAGCGCCUUCUCUCUGGCCUCCUGGCACUGUGUGUCAGUGUGGCACCCGAGCGUGGGCCCAAAGUAAUGCCUCUUCAUGGCAUUGUGCUUAUGACACAUCCAAUACUCUGAACUAUGUUCAGCUAACUGUUAUGCAUGUUUUGAUUUGUUUUGGUUUCUGCAUGUAUCCUUGUUUACUUUGUGUACAAAGCUUUGUCUCUGUCCUGGACGUUUGUCUGGCCGUUACUGUGACACGAUGCUAGCUGUUGAGAUGCUUCUAGGUUUAAUUGUACACAAAACUGGCUUGUUUUUCUGCUCGUUAAUGUUUUUUGUUUUUUUUUUAAUAUAUCCGUUAGGUUCUUUACAGAAAUUAAUACUUUCUUUAACAUACAAUUUAAGUCAAGUGGGAAUGCUAUCUUGUUUUCUGUAAGGCUUGACAUUUACUCCAAAGGAUCAGGAAGCAUGCUUAGGAAUGCAUCCCACUUUUCUCCAACACUGUUUGCUUUGAAAGUGCGCUCGGCCAUAGAUAGUGAUAAAUUGACUUCUGUGUAGAUAUAAAAAUGCUAUACAGGCCACUACACUCAAGUACAAUGAAAGUCCUCUGCUUCAAAUUUUAUUUACAUUUUGCCAGUAGAAUAACGGUGUAACUGAUUAUUGUAACAUUCUCAACUGUACAUGUGAUUGUUCAUUAA